AUGGAGGGUUUAAUCCAGCAUUAUAGGUUAUUUGUGGUAAUGCUAAUGAUACUUGCUGGGGCUUUACCAUCUGGUUUUUCGCGAACAACCCAACGCUUUCAAUUUAAUGUUGAGUGGAAAAAUGUAACCCGUUUGUGCAGCACAAAGCCACUUCUAACAGUGAAUGGAGAGUAUCCUGGGCCAACCAUUGCUGUCCAUGAAGGUGAUCAUGUUGAAAUUAAGGUGACUAAUCACAUUGCAGACAACACCACCAUCCACUGGCAUGGUAUAAGGCAACUAAGAACAGGAUGGGCAGACGGUCCAGCUUAUAUCACACAAUGUCCCAUAAGAGGUGGCAAGUCCUACACCUACAAGUUCACUGUACAAUACCAAAGAGGCACUCUUUGGUGGCAUGCACAUUAUGCUUGGCAACGAGCUUCUGUUUAUGGCGCCUUUAUCAUCCAUCCGCGGAUGCCGUUUCCAUUUUCAGCUCCAAUUCAAGAUGAAUUCCCCAUUAUAUUUGGUGAAUGGUGGAAUGGAGAUGUAGAUGAAGUGGAAAAUGAAAUGGUGAAGUAUGGAGGUGGGCCUAAUAUUUCAGAUGCUUAUACCAUAAACGGUUUGCCAGGACCAUUCUAUCCUUGCUCCAACAAAGAUACCUUCAUCAAAACUGUGGAACAUGGCAAAACUUACCUGCUUAGAAUCAUCAAUGCAGCACUCAAUGAUGAGCUUUUCUUCGCUGUGGCUAACCACACAUUAACGGUUGUGGAGAUUGAUGCAGUGUACACCAAACCAUUCACAGCCACAGCCAUUAUGGUAGCUCCUGGUCAAACUACCAAUGUUCUGCUCACUGCAAAUCAAGUUCCUGACUCCUCCGGCACGUUUCUAAUGGCAGCCUGGCCUUAUCUCACUUCCGUUUUUCCUUUUGAUAAUUCUACCACAGCUGGCUUCUUGCGUUACAAAAACACAGUGACUGAAAACAUUAAGCAUCCGCAGAAGAUGCCUAGUACUUUUGAACCAAACAAAUACAACCUUCCUAAAAUGGAAGACACCAAGUUUGUGACUAAAUUUUCUGACAAGCUCAGAAGCCUGGCAUCUCCUCAGUAUCCAUGCACUGUACCUAAAACUAUCGACAAGCGAGUUGUGACAGUUGUAAGCCUUAACCUUCAAGACUGUCCGGCUAACAAGACCUGCAAGGGGUAUGAAGACAAGAGAUUCUUUGCUUCAAUGAACAACCAGUCCUUUGUCCGUCCCUCCUUGUCAAUAUUGGAAUCUCAUUACAACAAACUCCGAAACAAUGAGUACUCCACCGAUUUCCCAGAAAAGCCUUUAAAGCCAUUUGAUUAUACAGGGGUGGAUCCAGUGUCAGAGAACAUGAACACUCAAUUCGGUACAAAAAUUUUGGAAGUCCCUUUUGGCACAAAUUUAGAAAUUGUGCUGCAGGGUACAAGUUUUCUUAAUGUGGAGAACCAUCCAAUUCAUGUUCAUGGCCACAACUUCUUCAUAGUCGGAAGGGGGUUUGGGAACUUCAAUGUUGCCAAGGAUCCAGCAAAAUACAAUCUAAUUGACCCUCCAGAAAGAAACACAGUGGCAGUUCCAACUGGAGGAUGGGCUGCAAUUCGAUUCAAGGCCGACAACCCGGGAGUAUGGUUCAUUCAUUGUCAUCUUGAAGAGCAUACUUCCUGGGGUCUUGCCUCAGGCUUAAUUGUCCAAAAUGGUCCAAGAGCAUCUCAGUGUGUGCUUCCUCCCCCUAAAGAUCUUCCCUCAUGUUGA
Molecule: messenger RNA, 1749 nt
Organism: Prunus armeniaca (apricot)
Lineage: Eukaryota; Viridiplantae; Streptophyta; Magnoliopsida; Rosales; Rosaceae
Source: the annotation of a GenBank genome assembly